GACUGAAAUUUUGUGAGCAAACACUCAUUUAGAACCCACCACCGCCCCUCUCUGAACUCUCUCUCUCUCUCUCUCUCUCUCUCUCUGAUCCACCAGCAUGGACAGUACAAGCUUCUUCAAAUUCCAACUUUACUCUCCUCUUCAGGUACCGGCAUAUUCUUGAUUCGAGAGUGUUAGCCUCUGAAAGAUUUUGUGCUUAGGAGUUUGUCUUUGUGCUGUCGAUUCUGCUUACGUCAUUGGCUAUUUUGGCUCUGAAGUAGCUAUAUGGGUUCCCGAUUUCCCUCGCAUCAGUUAAGCAAUGGCCUAUAUGUGUCAGGCCGCCCAGAGCAGCCGCCGAAAGAAAGGACUCCAACUAUGAGCUCAACAGCAGUACCUUACACUGGGGGUGAUAUAAAAAAGUCUGGAGAACUUGGCAAGAUGUUUGAUAUAUCAUCUAUGGAUACUAGAUCAAGAAAAUCUGGACCCAUAAAUAAUGCUCCUUCAAGGACAGGUUCUUUUGGCGGUGCUGCUUCACACUCUAAUCCAAUGACCACUAACUCUGGUAAUCGGAUGGGUUCUGGUCCAAACGGCGGUGUUCCUGGUUCUGUUUCCAUGAAGAAGACCACUUCUGGUCCACUAAAUAAACAUGGGGAACCAAUAAAAAAGGCAUCAGGUCCUCAAGGAGGAGCCAACUCUCGACACAAUUCUGGCCCCCUUCCACCAGUUCUUCCUACUACAGGACUCAUAACAUCUGGGCCUAUUACUUCGGGCCCCCUUAAUGCAUCCGGAGCUCCUCGGAAGGCUUCUGGCCCUUUGGAUUAUACAGGAUCACACAAGCAAAGUAGUGCAUCUGUGCUUCAAAACCCAGCUGUUACUAAGCUUGGCCAGGAGCACGAGAAUUCCUUCUUCAAAGCCUUCCCGAAGAUAAUUUUUUGGUCCAUCAUUUUACUCUUUGUGAUGGGAUUUAUUGCUGGCAUUUUUAUCUUAGCUGCAGUUGGCAAUCCUAUUCUUUUUGUUGUUGUUGUUAUUUUAUUUCUUGUUGUAACCAUUGUGUUUGUCUGGAAUAGUUGUUGGGGAACAAGAGCUGUCACUGGUUUCGUUGAUCGCUAUCCAGACUGUGAACUCAGAACUGCAAAGAAUGGCCAGUUUGUCAAGGUUUCAGGGGUGGUAACAUGUGGAAACAUUCCUCUAGAAUCAUCAUUCCAGAGAGUUCCUCGCUGUGUCUAUACAUCUACAAGUUUAUAUGAAUACCGAGGAUGGGAUUCUAAGGCUGCUAAUCCAACACAUCGUCGAUUUAGUUGGGGUGUCCGAUCAGUUGAGAGGCAUGUGGUUGAUUUCUACAUUUCCGAUUUUCAAUCUGGGUUAAGGGCAUUGGUAAAGGCCGGAUCUGGUGCUAAGGUGACUCCUUACGUUGAUGAAUCAAUUGCAGUUGACAUCAAUCAAUCAAACAGGGAUAUGUCCCCAGAAUUUGUGAGGUGGUUAGGGAAGAGAAAUCUUUCUGGUGAUGAUCGAGUAAUGCGAUUGAAAGAAGGGUACAUCAAAGAAGGCAGUACUGUAAGUGUAAUGGGAGUUGUACAACGAAAUGACAAUGUACUGAUGAUUGUACCUCCUCCGGAUCCAGUACCUACAGGUUGCCUGUGGUCUAAGUGCACUCUUCCUGCGCACCUUGAAGGAAUUGUUAUAAGAUGUGAGGAUUCUUCAAAGAUUGAUGCUAUUCCUGUGUAGCCAGCUAUUAAUAAAAGAAAAACGUAUUGGGUAUGUGCUGUUUUGGUGCUUUCGAUGCUAAAUGGGCUUCUUAUGUUGUGGUCCUAAGAGUCCUGCUUCGUCCCUUUAACCAGGUGUAUAGUUUUCGUAUAAUCUUUUCCCUUACCCACAUUAUAUGUUGGGGGGCCUUUUUAAAUUUCAUUGGUGUGAUUAUUAGAGAGAGAUGUUGAUAAAAUCGAGGAGUUUACAGUUUGAUAGUAUUAUUUGUAGAAAAUGUUUUGAGAUAAUUUUUGUAUCUUGUCUAUUCGAUUUCAAGUUUGUACCUACAAAGUUGUGAUAUUGUAUCGUUGUUUUCUUAGAACAGAA
Molecule: messenger RNA, 2049 nt
Organism: Daucus carota subsp. sativus
Lineage: Eukaryota; Viridiplantae; Streptophyta; Magnoliopsida; Apiales; Apiaceae
Exons: 5
Coding region: 265-1704 (479 amino acids)
Source: RefSeq, a predicted model, not a curated record